CUAUUUUUUUCCCAUAACCCUUUAUAGAUACAGACUUUAAAAUAAGAUAAAAAAAAUUGUGGUAUCGUAUACAAGGAAUUUAAGUAAUUUCCUCCCCAAAGAGGAAGUUGCCAUAUGUGGACUCUUAUGAUAGAUAGAUAUAUAAAUAUAUUAAUAAGCGAUUUCCUCAUACUUGUUUUGCUCUUCCUCCAAACAUUUUAAGGAACAUUUCAGCUAAAGCACUGCCGCUUGUGGAAUACUUUCCAAGGAACCACACAGUUUAGGAGGUCUUUCUAGUGAACGAUAGAAGACAGAGCAUUACUUCCACAAGAGGGCACAAAUGGACAUCGAUGAUGGCAACCAGAGCAAUACCAAUCAUCCUUGCCCUCCUGAAGAUGAUUUCAAGCACCCGGUGUACAUCUCCAUUUAUAUCAUAGUUUUUCUUGUUGGACUUCUGUUUAACGGAGCAGCUGUAUAUGUCUUUUACACGAUCAGAAAAAAGAAAGGCACCUCUACUAUCUGUUUACUAAAUCUCGCCAUAGCUGACUUAAUAUUCCUAAUCUUCCUGCCUCUUAAAAUAAUCUACUAUCUGAAGGGGGCAGUCUGGAUAUUUGGGGACUUCCUCUGCCGGGUUGUAUCAUUCUCCUUCUAUUUCAGCAUGUACUCCAGCAUCUUCUUCUUGGCCUGCCUGAGUGUGUUUCGGUACAUCUCAGUAGCAUAUCCUGGAACAGUUACUAAGAAAAAAAUAACCAUCACCUGUGCUUGCGUAUGGGUUUUUACCUGUGCUAGCACUUCUCCCUUCCUGCUUUUAGGUACUGUUCACCGUGACGGAUUAACAAGGUGCUUUGAGCCUGCUCUAGUACAGGCAUGGAAAAGAAUAAUGUACAUGAACUAUUAUGCUCUAAUUGUUGGAUUUAUUCUUCCUUUGCUGAUAAUUGUAAUUAGUAAUGUGUUACUGAUCAGACACAUCAAGUCUUUGCCUAUGGAGAAAAGAAGUAUCAGAAAACAGGUCACUAGGAUUAUCUUAGUUCUGCUUGUUUGCUGUGUCUGUUUUCUCCCAUACCACAUCCAGAGAACUGUCCAUCUCCAUUAUUUAGUCCACCACUCAGAUGAAUGCAGCUUACACAAGGUCCUCCAAACGACUGUUGUGGCAUCGUUAUGUUUAGCCGUACUGAACACCUGCCUGGAUCCUCUGUUGUAUGUGUUUAUAGGACAUGGUUACAAAUCAUGGCUACUUAGGCUUUGCAAGCGAAAAAAUCCUCAGAAUGUAAAACAACUCUCAACAGAUUCUAGUGGUUUUAGUCAAGAAGAUGCAGGCGAAGUUCAAAUGAAUGAAUAUUUGCAAGUUUCCAAAAGUGAAACCAACUAACAGUCCCACCAUAACAGUAUCUAAGUGAGACCCAUGAAAUAAAAACGAAUAAAUGUUCCAUAGGCUGAAAUGCUUGUCACUUCAAAUUCAUGACCCUCAAAAUCAUGCUAUGAGGGUUCUCUGUUGCACACCCCUUUUUUUUUUGACAGAGAAUAUUUAACUUUGCAAUACAAUCAGUGUUCAAUAAUUGAAUCCAUGCAUUCAGUGUAUACAAAAUGAGUACAAUCAGUGGCAAAAGUCCAACACUUUGCAAACCACUAACCUACUCUUGUCCUCCAUACCCUUUACAUUAUACAUUUCUUACUAAGAAUGGUAAGCAUUGAGGAUUGUGUUUAUUUUAAUA
Molecule: messenger RNA, 1691 nt
Organism: Rana temporaria (common frog)
Lineage: Eukaryota; Metazoa; Chordata; Amphibia; Anura; Ranidae
Product: cysteinyl leukotriene receptor 2-like
Exons: 3
Coding region: 320-1348 (342 amino acids)
Biological process (GO): G protein-coupled receptor signaling pathway
Cellular component (GO): plasma membrane
Molecular function (GO): G protein-coupled receptor activity
Source: RefSeq, a predicted model, not a curated record